UAAUAAAAUACAUUAAAGUAAAAUAUUGAAAAAGAACUGCAUCCAUGGAGAAUAGGACUCAACGUUAUGAUGAUUCACAAGCGAUAAAAACCCAAGUCAUAAAGCAGCCAAAAACAGUGGCCACAAAAUUCACAAAAAAAGAAUACCCCUUACCAACUCAAGCUUCAUUUUUACUCCAUUUUUCUUCUAAUUACUGUGUGAACUAUCAUACAAGCGUGUCAAAAAAACUCCAAUCAAAAUCAAAGGGGGUUUUGCAUAAAUUAUUCAUCCUGCUGUAAAAAUCCAUUUCCUUUCAUUUCCCUUUUCUUAUUUAUCACAAAAAAAAAAAAAAAAUGUAAAGGGAUCUUGUUCAUUUUUUGGUAAUGAAAAAACAGGAUCUUGUUUAUGAAGGAAUAUUAUUUUUGUACGGAUCUGGGUGGCUCUCGGUCCGUUGCGGGUUUUGUUUUUAUAUUUUUCUGGAAAUGCUGAUUUGUCCCUAGGAUGGGUUUUGUAACUUUUGUUUUACAUCUAGAUGGAUAUGUGAAUACAGUGUUUCUUUAGACCACACGUUUUUCUUAUUCUUUUGUUUUCUUUUCAGAAUUUUAAAUUUUAGGGUUCGAAAAUUUUGUGCAGAUAAAUCCUCUUUAGCUGAAUAUGUUUCUGAUUCUUACAGGGGUUGCUUGUGUCGGGGUUUAUAUUGUAAAUUUGUAGCAUGUUUUCAGAGAAAAGCGGCUUGGUAGAAACUUUAAAGUUUAACUCCUCAAAAAGCCUUUUCUAUGGGGCAAUCUGUGAUUAAUACUGUCAAAAGUUUAGAUUUUUAGGGUUUUAGCUUUAGGAGGGAUUCCUGCAAUUUCUAUAUUUUAUUCAGAUUUUGGAGAUAGCAUUUGUUAAUAAUGUCAUUCAAGAGUAUAAUUCAAGAUAUGAAGGGUGAAUUUGGGAGGAUGAGGUCAAGGUCCCAUCGUGUGCUUGAGGAUCGUCAUGUGUGUGUUGUUGAUGCUAUGCGGCAAAGUUGUUGGGCUAAUAUGCCUUCCGAGCUCUUAAGGGACGUGCUUGCUAGAAUUGAGGAGUCUGAUUGUAAUUGGCCACAAAGGAGAAAUGUUGUUGCUUGUGGUGGUGUUUGUAGGAGUUGGAGAGAGAUUAUGAAGGAAAUAGUGAGGAAUUUGGAAGUUUCUGAAAAAUUGACAUUCCCUGUUUCUCUGAAGCAGCCUGGUCCUAGGAACACCGUAAUACAGUGCUUCAUUAAGCGGAAUCGUGGGACUCAAACCUAUAACCUUUACCUCAAUUUGAGCCAAGCUUCUAAUGAUGAUGGGAAAUUCCUUCUUGCUGCCCGAAGAUGUCGACGCCCAACUUACACGGACUACAUUAUAUCCCUAAAUGCUGACGAUGUAUCAAAAGGCAGCAAUAACUACAUUGGCAAAUUGAGGUCUAAUUUCUUGGGUACCAAGUUCACCAUCUAUGACGCCCAGCCACCAAACGUUGGAGCUAAAGUAACCAAAUCUCGUUCGACAAGAUUAGUCGGAUUGAGGCAAAUAUCCCCUAAAGUCCCUGCUGGCAACUUCCCAGUGGUCCACAUAUCAUAUGAGCUGAAUGUUCUGGGUUCAAGGGGACCAAGACGAAUGCAAUGCAUCAUGGAUGCUAUACCUGCAUCGGCAGUCGAGCCUGAUGGCGUGGCCCCCACGCAAACUGCAUUUGUUCCUGGCAACUUCGAAUCUUUCCCUUCUUCCCUCCCUUUUUUCCGGUCAAAGUCAACUCGGGCCGAUAGCUUCCGGGCCGGGCCACUGGUGGGGCCCAAAGAUGAUGCGCUGGUUUUAAAGAACAAGGCGCCUAGGUGGCACGAGCAGCUUCAGUGCUGGUGCCUUAACUUCAAUGGGCGUGUGACAGUUGCUUCUGUCAAGAAUUUCCAAUUGGUGGCUUCGGUGGAGAAUAAUCGAGGUGAUGGGCAGGAGCAGGAUAAUAAUGUUAUUCUUCAGUUUGGUAAGGUUGGGAAGGAUAUCUUUACUAUGGAUUAUCAGUAUCCGAUUUCGGCAUUUCAGGCAUUUGCGAUUUGUCUUAGCAGUUUUGAUACGAAAAUCGCUUGCGAGUGAUGUCAUUGAUGGAGAUUAUUUUUCAUGGUGUGAUUUGACUUGAUAGUGAUGUUACUCUCGGUUGACUACAGCGGGUGUUUUUUCGAGUUGUUUAUUUAAGUUAUUGUGGAUGGUUUAUGUACUAUUUUGCAUAUGAUGAUUUUGUAAUAUGGAACAAUGUUGGUGGCUGUACACGAGCAAAACCAAGAUUUGAAGUUUACUGUCUUUAUGUUGAUUUAUGAAAGUUCAUUGUAGACAUCAUGAAGCCAUUUGUUUGGUCAGUUUCUAUUUCCCUUGCUGUUUAAUUUGAAGGACAGAGAGAAAAAGUAUCUCUAUGAUAUAAUCUAAUGACAGAGAAGGAAGACUAUAAUUUCCCCUUUGAC
Striga asiatica is the source of this 2425-nucleotide messenger RNA. NCBI's taxonomy places the organism in Eukaryota, Viridiplantae, Streptophyta, Magnoliopsida, Lamiales, Orobanchaceae. The record is from the annotation of a GenBank genome assembly.